GUUAUCUAUGCGCUGAACACGAAAAACGACGAGCACGAGGCGGCCAUCUCCACGCUGAAGGAGGCGCACGAAGAGGAGGUGCAGCAGAUCCUCUCCGAGACCAGAGAGAAGAUACUACAGUACAAGAGUAAGAUCAGCGAUGAGAUGGACCUGAAGAGGAGGAUCCAGUCUCUGGAGGAAUCCAUGGAGCUGCACGAGAGGAUGAAGAGGCAGGCCCUCGCCGAGUUCGAGAGCUACCGUCAGAGGGUGGAGGACAUGCAGAUCUGCACCGAGGCCCAGCACACGCAGCGGGUGGUGUCCAUGUCCCGGGAGGUGGAGGAGAUGCGGCGGUCCUUCGAGGAGAAGCUGCGGACGUUCGGCUCGGCGCAGACGCAGUUUGAGCAGGAGAAGAAGGCGGCUCUGGAGGAGCUGAAGGGCCAGCACCGGCAGGAGGUCCAGGAGCUCCUGCGCAGCCACCAGACCCAGAACGCUGACUACAGCAAGGACCAGGAGAAACUGGUGCAGCUGCACAAAGCCGAGGUGGACUCCCUGACGGAGCGGGUGGAGGAGCUCAAACAGGACAAGAAGAGACUGGUGGAGGAGUACGAGGCCAAACUCAGCAAG
Messenger RNA from Notothenia coriiceps (black rockcod), 603 nucleotides. RefSeq names its product protein FAM184A-like. The annotation marks the transcript as partial. The record is from RefSeq and is a predicted model, not a curated record. NCBI's taxonomy places the organism in Eukaryota, Metazoa, Chordata, Actinopteri, Perciformes, Nototheniidae. The transcript has 4 exons.